Messenger RNA from Benincasa hispida (wax gourd), 1611 nucleotides. Its product is annotated as RNA polymerase III RPC4. Gene Ontology annotation, biological process: tRNA transcription by RNA polymerase III. NCBI's taxonomy places the organism in Eukaryota, Viridiplantae, Streptophyta, Magnoliopsida, Cucurbitales, Cucurbitaceae. The record is from RefSeq and is a predicted model, not a curated record. Gene Ontology annotation, cellular component: RNA polymerase III complex. Gene Ontology annotation, molecular function: DNA binding.
GGGCUUGCAUUUUGCAAACAUCACAAACAACCCACGCAAAAGAUUGGAGGCGUUCUAUCCACCGACCACCGGAAAAGGCUUUAACCACCGCCAAAUCUACCAAUUCUAAUCGAUACUGAGAAGAAUCGUUAGUCUCAUUUAGCGUUCGGCGACCAACAUUCCUUUUUUUGAAUCUAUCGAUCACCCAUUUAGAGGUAAAUGCUUUUUUGACUUCAUUCACCUUUUAUUUCUUUUACAGUUUAGAAUUAUUUUGUUCUUAGAUGCUAUUUUUCAAUGGAACCGUAAAACUGAUUAAGCACAAGAACAAAAUUAUGGAAUAAAUUUAUAUAUACGUAUAAAGCGAACGAUGUUCAACAUUGAGGCAAUGACACUGCAGUUCCGGUGCGUCUCAUUCACUCUCAGAACAGAACAGAUUUGAACGAACAUUUGAAGACAUGGAACAAGAUCCGCCGAAAAACAAGACAGCUGCUCCAAGGAAAUUGAAAUUUGCUCCAAAAGCACCUAUUCGUCGUAUACCAAAACCUGAAGUCAAAGCAGAAAUAGCAGAGGAUGCUGAUGCUGCUCAAGCCAGGGAUUUACUAAAACGCUUCAAUGAAAGCACCCUUAGGACAAAGCAAAAAAUUGGGAGAAAAGCGGCACCUACACAAGUUGCAUUUGGUUCUGGAGGUACUUCGAGCACCUUAAGAUCAUAUGGUGUUUCAAAAGCUGGAAAUAGACCAAGAAAUGAAGAUGGAACUCUUCCGUCUAGUACAAGCAAGGAGUAUGUAGAACCAUGGGAUUAUUACAGUUAUUAUCCUGUAACUCUUCCUUUGCGGAGACCAUAUUCAGGAAAUCCAGAUUCUCUAAACGAAGAAGAAUUUGGAGAAGCUUCAGAAAACUUCGCCUAUGAUGAAAAUACAACUACUCCAGCAAUGGAUCUUGGUUUAUUGGAGGAGAAUCCAGAAAUGGACGUCUUUUUUCUACAAUUACCACCUAUGGUGCCUAUGGUAAAGCAAUCUUCUACUGUAGAAGGGACGGGGGCAGCCAACAGCCUGGAACAAAGUAAAGGUUCACAACCUCGACAGAAAGCCUGCUUGAUGAAUGAGUUACCUUCGGGCUCCAUGGGUAAAUUGCUUGUGUAUAGGAGUGGUGCUGUCAAGUUAAAGCUUGGUGAUAUUAUAUAUGAUGUUUCUUCUGGAAUGGAUUGUGGCUUUGCACAAGAUGUUGCAGCUGUCAAUGUGGAAGGGAAGUGUUGUUGCAUCGUUGGGGAGCUUAGCAAGCGUGCCAUUUUAACACCAGAUGUGGACUCAGUGUUAAAGAAUAUUGAGGAUUUAUAAUUAUUUUCUCUGAAGGUGGAAUUUUUUCAUAGACAUCAAUGUGUAGAGAAAUUGACGAGAGUGAUUUUUUUUUUUUUUUUGUUUAAAUCAAACCUCAAGAGGAUAGAACAACAAAAGAUAACAGCAGAAAAAGAUGCACUGGUUCAUGCAAAACAGAAGAGUGACUAUUUUCUCUCUUGUUUAGCUUCGAGUGCCUAGAUUUUUAAUUAUGAACAUUUGUCAUGCGAUCAAGUAGAUCGAUUAUACUAAUUACAAUUUUGACAAGAGCAAUAAAUCUCAUUCUACCGUACCGAAA